AUGUUUCACACCUUCAUCCGCCAGGCCAAAGCUUCUUACCGGCCUAUGCCCAACAACAUGGCUCCACGGCCCAGCGUGUUCUGCAAAGGCAAUGUAGUCUCUGAGACGGAGAUGGACUACGUCCACGUGGCUCCAGGAGGCUCUAACUACACAAACCCUCUUCCGGCAUUGGGCACCAUGAACUCCACCACUGGCCUCGCCACAGAGCAUAUCCCCACCCCUGGCGCUGCCCUCUCCUGGCAAGCCGCCAUCGAUGCCGCCCGGCAGGCCAAGUUAAUGGGCAGCGCCGCCAACGCCACCAUAUCCACCGUAAGUUCCACGCAGAGGAAGAGGCAGCAGUACAUCAAGCAAAAAAAACAGGGAGCCAGCUCGGCGACACGGCCCCCGCGGGCGCUACUCUGUCUCACCCUCAAAAACCCCAUCCGCCGCGCCUGCAUCAGCAUCGUGGAGUGGAAACCCUUCGAAAUCAUUAUUUUGCUGACUAUUUUUGCCAACUGUGUGGCCUUAGCAGUCUAUAUCCCCUUCCCCGAGGACGACUCCAACGCCACCAACUCCAACCUGGAGCGGGUGGAGUACCUCUUCCUCAUCAUCUUCACCGUGGAAGCUUUCCUCAAAGUCAUCGCAUACGGGCUUCUCUUUCACCCCAACGCAUACCUCCGGAAUGGCUGGAACUUGCUGGAUUUCAUCAUCGUGGUCGUAGGGCUUUUUAGUGCAAUUUUAGAACAAGCAACAAAGGCGGACGGCGGCAGUGCCCUCGGAGGGAAAGGGGCGGGGUUCGACGUGAAGGCACUACGAGCAUUCAGAGUGCUGAGACCCCUAAGACUGGUGUCUGGGGUACCCAGUCUUCAGGUGGUGCUAAAUUCUAUCAUUAAGGCCAUGGUGCCGCUGCUGCACAUCGCCCUGUUGGUGCUGUUCGUCAUUAUCAUCUACGCCAUUAUCGGGCUGGAGCUGUUCAUGGGCAAGAUGCAUAAAACCUGCUACUUCCUGGCUAACAAAGAUGUCCCUGCAGAGGAGGAGCCCUCGCCCUGCGCCCUCAUUAGCAAUAAUGGACGCCACUGUCCCAACGAGACCAUCUGCGAGUCCGGCUGGGAUGGGCCCAAGCAUGGGAUCACCAAUUUUGACAACUUUGCAUUCGCCAUGCUCACCGUCUUUCAAUGCAUUACCAUGGAGGGCUGGACGGACGUGCUCUACUGGAUGCAGGACGCCAUGGGAUACGAACUGCCCUGCGUGUACUUCGUCAGCCUUGUCAUCUUUGGGUCCUUUUUCGUUCUGAACCUGGUUCUUGGUGUGUUGAGCGGAGAGUUUUCCAAGGAGCGAGAGAAGGCCAAGGCUCGGGGUGACUUCCAGAAAUUAAGAGAGAAGCAACAGCUGGAAGAAGACCUGAAGGGAUAUCUAGACUGGAUCACGCAGGCCGAGGACAUCGAUCCCGAGAAUGAAGACGAGGACAUAGAUGAGGACAAGCCACGGAACAUGAGCAUGCCGACCAGUGAGACUGAGUCUGUGAACACCGACAACGUAGGCAGUGGCGAUGUGGAUGAGGAGGGCUGCGGAGUCCGGUUGGCGCACAGAAUUUCCAAGUCUAAAUUUAGCCGUUACUGGCGGCGCUGGAACCGGUUUUGUCGGCGAAAGUGCCGGGCGGCGGUGAAGUCCAACGUCUUCUAUUGGCUGGUGAUAUUUCUGGUAUUCCUGAACACGCUGACCAUCGCUUCCGAGCACUACAACCAACCCGACUGGCUGACCGAAGUACAAGACACGGUAAACAAAGUCCUCCUGGCGCUCUUCACCGCUGAGAUGCUCCUGAAGAUGUACAGUCUGGGGCUCCAGGCGUACUUCGUCUCCCUCUUCAACCGUUUCGACUGUUUCAUCGUCUGUGGGGGGAUCCUGGAAACCAUAUUGGUAGAGACCAAAAUCAUGUCCCCUUUGGGCAUCUCCGUCCUGCGCUGCGUGCGUCUCCUCAGGAUAUUCAAGAUCACCAGGUACUGGAAUUCCCUCAGUAAUUUGGUGGCCUCUCUGCUGAAUUCCGUGCGCUCCAUCGCCUCCCUGCUGCUCCUCCUCUUUCUCUUCAUCAUCAUCUUCUCUCUGUUGGGGAUGCAGCUCUUCGGGGGAAAGUUCAACUUCGACGAGAUGCAGACCCGCCGCAGCACCUUCGACAACUUUCCGCAGGCCCUGCUUACUGUCUUCCAGAUCCUCACCGGAGAGGACUGGAAUUCAGUGAUGUACGACGGGAUCAUGGCGUAUGGCGGACCCUCAUUUCCCGGGAUGCUUGUCUGCAUCUACUUCAUCAUCCUCUUCAUCUGUGGAAACUAUAUCCUGCUAAAUGUUUUCUUGGCCAUUGCUGUGGACAAUUUGGCAGAUGCAGAAAGUUUGACCUCUGCUCAGAAGGAAGAGGAGGAAGAGAAGGAGAGGAAGAAACUGGCCCGAACGGCGAGCCCGGAGAAGAAACAAGAGAACGAGACGAUUGGAAAAUCUCCGGUGCCGGCGGUGGAGGAAAACAAAGAGAAGAUCGAAUUGAAGGCCAUCACCGCAGAUGGCGAGUCACCUCCUACUACCAAGAUUAAUGUGGAAGAUUAUCCCUCCAACGAAAACGAUGAGAAGUCUCCAUAUCCCAGCAGCAAUGAAAACCCAGGGGAGGAGGAAGAGGAGGAGCCUGAGAUGCCUGUUGGUCCUCGACCCCGCCCACUUUCUGAACUGCACAUGAAGGAGAAGGCUGUUCCCAUGCCCGAAGCCACCGCUUUCUUUGUCUUCCGUCCAGACAACAAGUUCCGCCUCCACUGUCACCGUAUUGUCAACAACAACAUCUUCACCAACCUGAUCCUCUUCUUCAUCCUCCUGAGCAGCAUCUCGCUGGCAGCCGAAGACCCCGUGAGAAACUACUCCUUCAGGAACCAAGUCCUCUAUUAUUUUGACAUAGUCUUUACCGCCAUUUUCACCAUAGAGAUAGCCCUGAAGAUGACGGCCUAUGGCGCAUUCUUGCACAAGGGCUCCUUCUGCAGGAAUUACUUCAACAUCCUGGACCUGCUGGUGGUCAGCGUGUCGCUCAUCUCCUUUGGCAUACAGUCCAGCGCCAUCAACGUGGUGAAGAUUUUGAGGGUCCUCAGAGUUCUGCGGCCACUCAGAGCCAUCAACAGAGCCAAAGGUCUCAAGCAUGUGGUCCAGUGCGUCUUCGUCGCCAUUCGCACCAUCGGAAACAUUGUCAUUGUCACCACUCUGCUCCAGUUUAUGUUCGCCUGCAUCGGAGUACAGCUGUUCAAGGGCAAGUUGUACAGCUGCACAGACAGCUCAAAGAUUACAGAAGCCGAGUGCAGGGGGAAGUUCAUCUCCUACAAAGACGGGGAUGUGUCGCAGCCGAUGGUUCAGGAGCGGCGAUGGGAAAACAGCAAGUUCGACUUCGAUAACGUCCUGGCGGCAAUGAUGGCGCUCUUCACCGUCUCCACCUUUGAAGGCUGGCCGGAACUGCUGUACAGAGCCAUCGACUCCCACACAGAGGACAUUGGACCCAUCUACAACCACCGCGUGGAGAUCUCCAUCUUCUUCAUCAUCUACAUCAUCAUCAUCGCCUUCUUCAUGAUGAACAUCUUCGUCGGUUUCGUCAUCGUGACCUUCCAGGAGCAAGGAGAGCAGGAGUACAAGAACUGUGAGCUGGACAAGAACCAGCGACAAUGUGUGGAGUACGCCUUGAAGGCCCGCCCCCUGCGCAGGUACAUCCCUAAGAACCAGUACCAAUACAAGGUGUGGUACGUUGUCAACUCGACCUAUUUUGAGUACCUCAUGUUCGUUCUGAUCCUUCUCAACACCAUCUGUCUGGCAAUGCAGCAUUAUGGGCAGAGCUGCUCCUUCAAGGAAGCCAUGAACAUCCUCAAUAUGCUGUUUACAGGCUUGUUCACGGUGGAGAUGAUCCUGAAACUCAUUGCUUUUAAACCAAAGGGUUAUUUUAGUGACCCCUGGAAUGUCUUUGACUUUCUCAUCGUCAUUGGCAGCGUAGUUGACGUCAUACUCAGCGAGACCAGUCACUAUUUCUGUGAUGCAUGGAACACAUUUGAUGCACUUAUAGUAGUGGGUAGCAUUGUUGAUAUAGCAAUCACCGAAAUAAACACAGGUGAACACUCUCAAUGCCACAAUAUGCAGGGUGAGGAGAACUCCAGAAUCUCCAUCACAUUCUUCAGGCUCUUUCGAGUCAUGCGUCUGGUGAAGCUUCUCAGCCGAGGAGAGGGAAUCCGCACCCUGCUCUGGACCUUCAUCAAGUCUUUCCAGGCUCUCCCCUAUGUGGCUCUUCUCAUUGUAAUGCUGUUUUUCAUCUAUGCUGUGAUUGGAAUGCAAGUUUUUGGGAAAAUUGCUCUAAACGACACAACGGAUAUUAACAGAAACAAUAAUUUUCAGACCUUCCCUCAAGCUGUUCUGCUGCUCUUCAGAUGUGCUACCGGAGAAGCAUGGCAGGAAAUCAUGUUGGCUUGUCUCCCCAACAAGAUGUGUGAGCCGGAUUCUGAAGAUCCCCCCAUCAUGGAGGACUUCUCCUGUGGCAGCAGCUUCGCUGUCUUUUACUUUAUCAGCUUCUACAUGCUCUGCGCUUUCUUGAUCAUCAAUUUGUUUGUCGCGGUCAUUAUGGAUAAUUUUGACUAUCUGACGCGAGAUUGGUCCAUAUUGGGCCCUCAUCAUUUGGAUGAAUUCAAGCGAAUCUGGGCAGAGUACGAUCCAGAGGCCAAGGGGCGCAUCAAGCACCUCGAUGUAGUGACCCUUCUACGACGAAUACAGCCCCCUCUGGGUUUUGGAAAGCUGUGCCCACACCGUGUGGCGUGUAAGCGUCUGGUCGCCAUGAACAUGCCUCUGAACAGCGAUGGGACAGUCAUGUUUAACGCAACUCUCUUCGCUUUGGUUCGGACUUCUCUAUGCAUCAAAACUGAUGGUAACCUGGAACAGGCCAAUGAGGAACUCCGAGCUAUCGUUAAGAAGAUCUGGAAGAGGACCAGUAUGAAACUGUUGGACCAGGUGGUGCCGCCAGCUGGUGAUGACGAGGUCACUGUGGGGAAGUUUUACGCCACCUUCCUGAUUCAAGAAUACUUCCGCAAGUUCAAGAAGCGCAAAGAGCAGGGGCUUGUGGGAAAACCAUCGCAGCGCACCGCUCUCUCCCUGCAGGCCGGACUGCGCACACUGCACGAUAUUGGGCCUGAGAUUCGGCGUGCUAUUUCCGGAGAUCUGACCGCGGAGGAGGAGCUGGACAAAGCCAUGAAGGAGGCGGUGUCAGCGGCGUCUGAGGACGACAUCUUCCGGAGGGCGGGAGGAUUGUUUGGGAAUCACGUAGGAUACUAUCAGAGCGAGGUGCGAAGUGCAUUCCCUCAAACCUUCACAACGCAGAGACCAUUACACAUCAACAAGACAUCUGCUAGUCCUGGGGAUAUAGACUCACCUUCUCAUGAGAAACUGGUGGACUCCACCUUCACACCCAGCAGCUACUCGUCCUCCGGAUCCAAUGCCAACAUCAACAAUGCCAACAACACGGCCCUAGUACGUCUUCCUAAUCUGCCAGCCUACCAGAGCAUGGUCAGUACUGUAGAGGGGCAGAGUCGCCCGCUGCGCACACACGGGUCCUGGAAAAUCAGCUCUAAGAGUUCAGUGUCCCGGGACAGCCGACUGCCAAUCAUCUGCCGCGAGGAGGCAUCUCAGGAUGAGACAUAUGAUGCCAGCGAAGAGGUGGAGUACAACAGCGAACCGAGCCUCCUCUGCUCAGACAUGUUCACAGAUCGAGACGAGGAAAGCCGGCAACUGACCCCGUCAGAAGGAGAAGUAGAGAGAGGGCUGUGUCCAUCUCCCAAAAGAAGCUUCCUACGUUCUGCCUCGUUAGGCAGGAGGGCCUCAUUCCAUUUGGAAUGUCUGAGGAGAUACAGGAAUCAAGGUGGGGACACGUCACCCAAAGCCGUAUUACCGCAACUUCACCUGGUGCACCAUCAGGCAUUAGCGGUGGCCGGCCUCAGUCCUCUGCUACGGAGGAGUCACUCGCCGACGGCGUUCUCCCGCCUCUGUUCUACUCCGCCCACCACGCCCUGCUCACGAGGGUGGGCACAACAGACUGUGCCAGCAGUAAGGCUACAUGCGGACCCGGGGUCCAAAGAAAACUUUCACAGCAGCUUCCCAUCUGUGCACUGCAGCGACUGCAGCCUCGAGCGGGACCGUCCCGUCUCCCUUACAGUCCCGUGCCAUGUGCGGGAGCAAACGCGGCAGCACCACGGCAGUGCCAGCAGUUUAGUAGAAGCGGUGCUGAUCUCGGAAGGAUUGACACAGUUUGCUCAGGACCCUCACUUCCUACAGGUGGCUACGCACGAGCUGGCGGACGCCUGCGACAUGACGAUAGAGGAGAUGGAGUCGGCCGCUGACAGCUUCUUGAAUAGCAAUCCCAGCCCGAACAGGAAGCUUUCCCCUUUCCCCAAACGCAGGGACCAGGUUGUGGAAUGCGCAGGGGGCGGGUCAGAAGAGCCAGAACUCUCUCCGGGCUGCCGGAACAGCAAGGGCGAGCCAGAGGACUGCCGGGUAUACAUGAGCAGCCCAUAGCAGACGCUCCUCGCAGGGACACGAGCCGCAGACAUGGCGAUACGACCGAGGGUGGAUGUUUUGGAGGAGUUUUGCGCUCCUUUUCUCUUAUUUUUCUCUCUUUUUUUUUUUUUUUUUUUUUCAGUGUUCCUAAUGAGUUUGUUUCAGAAGUGCCUCACUGUUCUCGUGACCCGGAGUGACCAGAACAGAGUUUUUUCAUCUAUUUUAGUUGGGGCGGGAGGGGGGAGACAUCCGGAGCUGACGGUCACUGCAGUUUUGGGGGUGGCAGACCCACUGGAAUCCUUUGGGGGUCUUACGGACAACCUUGGAAAAAAAAAGAAAAAAUCUCAAAAUCAAGACGCGUACACCUGAGGACGGAUGUGUGGGGGACGCCUUAAUUACUCCACAAAGCUGUUUUAUUGUACCUGGCGCUGACUGUCCUUCACCUCUAGUUCACUGACCAUCCUCGACCCAGAUGAAAGAGGACCUGUCACAAAUCAAAUAUCUUAUUUGCCUGUUCAGUUUA
Molecule: messenger RNA, 7045 nt
Organism: Nanorana parkeri
Lineage: Eukaryota; Metazoa; Chordata; Amphibia; Anura; Dicroglossidae
Product: voltage-dependent L-type calcium channel subunit alpha-1C-like
Exons: 48
Coding region: 1-6540 (2179 amino acids)
Biological process (GO): calcium ion import across plasma membrane
Cellular component (GO): membrane; voltage-gated calcium channel complex
Molecular function (GO): high voltage-gated calcium channel activity
Source: RefSeq, a predicted model, not a curated record